Messenger RNA from Rhopilema esculentum, 1550 nucleotides. RefSeq lists its product as uncharacterized. Gene Ontology annotation, cellular component: plasma membrane. The record is from RefSeq and is a predicted model, not a curated record. NCBI's taxonomy places the organism in Eukaryota, Metazoa, Cnidaria, Scyphozoa, Rhizostomeae, Rhizostomatidae.
AAAACUUAUACUGAUCGAUGUAACAUUGUCCAGGCCACUCUCAAAGUCCUAUGCUAGUUUGACGAUCUUUCGCUAUGGCUCUUGGAAGAUUCAAAUUCUUUCCUUUGUUUCUAGGCAUCAUAUCAUGCCUCUCAUUAAUUGUAUGUGUGAUAACAGAUUACUGGUAUGUCAUUAAACGGUCAAAGGAUGAGCAAACCAACGAGGGAUUAUGGAAAAUAUGCGAUUCAGUGAGGUGCAAGAAAAUCUCUGGCAAUAUAGAAGGAUGGGCUCAAGCAGUAAGAGGGUUCCUGAUCAUGUCUAUUCUAACAUCGAGCAUAGCAAUCAUCUUCUACUUCAUUGCUCUUCGAUUUGUUAAACUUAAAGCUGUCUAUCCAUGCGGCCUGUUAAUAACAAGUAUGCUUAUCAUCUUCUCAAUGACUGUUUAUGGAAUCAAGAAGAAGACGGUUUCAGAUAAACAAUUAGAUGUCGAGUUUGGGUAUUCAUACAUGAUUGGCUGGGCUUCAGGGUCCCUAUGUACUGUCGCCACCAUCUUUGCCAUUUACGAUGUACGUAAACGAAGACCAGCAGCAACAACAACAACAACAACAGGUAUUGCCAUGGAAACCACUGAAGAAAGUCAGUAUACAGUUUCCUCCUGAAAAUAGGUUUUUGUCGAACACGUUUCCUUAACAGAAAAGAAAACAUUGGUAAUGAAUGGAGUGUAAUUGUUAUUGUGUCAGUUUCAUUUGUUAUAGAUGGGCUAAACCAUAGCUAGCAGCUUUCAGGCAGAUCUAUAGAAAGCAGUAGCGUCGAGAGGAGCGAUCACGUCGCUCAAAAGCACAUGAAAACGAAUGGGAUGGAAAUGUAAACAACUUCUUAUUUUUAAUGUUAUCCUGAAUGCAGAGAGCAGGGAAAAGUAAAUGGUUUGGAUUAUGCAAUUGAGAGCUAUGUUUCCUGCAAAAAUUUCUUUGAUUCCAACGCACUUUAAUUAAGAUUUUCAGUGGUCUUGUUUAUUUGGUAUCCUUGAAUUGGGAAGUUUCAAAAGGAAUCGUGGACUACGGAAGCAGAUCGUGGACAUCAAUCUUAACAGUUCCAUCAAGGUCACACAAAGCUAUUCCAUCAAAAAGAGACAUUAGACAGAGCAAGCAGAUUUAGAUACAGUUAAACCAGCCUCUUGGGCGGAAACGAAAAAGAUUUUGAUAUCAGCUAUUGAACAAUCUUUUUAAUCAUGGAGGAUCAGAACUGUUUCUGAUUAAAAUGUAAAAGUACAGCUCUUUGACAGUGGCGUAGCGGAGGCACCUUCGGCCCUUAACAUGAAAAAAAUUUAAGGGGCCUUGGGCCCUUAACAUGAAAAAAAUUUAAGGGGCCUUAAUGAAUAGGCCCUCAGUUUUCGAAAUAAGGUGUCGUAAACUGCGUUACGCCACUGUUCAUUGAGAUAGAGAACCUGCAAACUGGAACUAAGAGAUUCAGAUGUAUUAAUUGUUUGAAUCAACUAUGCAUCUAUUAACCUGGUAUUUGUGCUAAUUUGUUUGUAAUUGCAAUCAAACUAUCGAAUUUCCUUAAACUUUCUA